AUGAAAGAUAAUCAAGAAGCUGCAGCCUUUGGGGGUCGCGUUCGCACUGGGCAAGUUCCAGUAUCUGUCAACUAUCAUUUUUCACGAAAGUGUAACAAGGAAUGCCUCUUUUGUUUUCACACGGCAACCACAUCCCAUGUCGAAAAGCCAGAAAAUGCCAAGAGAGGUUUGACUCUCCUCAAGCAAGCCGGCAUGAAGAAAAUUAACUUUGCUGGCGGAGAGCCAUUCCUCUACCCAAAAUUUCUUGGGGAGAUGAUAGAUUUCUGCAAAGAAACUCUUCAACUUGAAUCUGUCUCCAUUGUUACCAAUGGGAGCCUUGUCAAGGAGCAGUUCCUUCAGAAGCAUGGCCGUAAUAUCGACAUUUUGGCGGUCAGCUGCGAUUCAUUCAACGAGGCCACAAACAUAAAGAUUGGGCGAGGAUCCGGCGACAAUGUUCAAAAGUUGUAUGAGAUUGGUUCUUGGUGCCAGAAAUACGAUAUCAAGUUCAAGCUCAACACGGUGGUGAACAAAUUUAACCACUUGGAGGACAUGAACGAUCACCUCAAUGCACUCCAGCCAUUUCGCUGGAAAUGCUUCCAAGUGCUCAUUGUAACUGGAGAAAAUGAUUCCGAUAAGACCCUUCGCAACGCUCAUAGCCUAACCAUUUCUGACGACGAGUUUGAUCGCUUUUGCGAGAGACAUAGUAGCCAAACGUGUCUUGUCCCAGAACCCAACCGGCUGAUGGCCAAAUCCUACCUCAUACUCGAUGAAUACAUGCGUUUCUUGGAUAGAAAUGGCCAACAACCAUCAAAGUCCAUCUUGGAAGUUGGCGUGCAGCAAGCUUUGCAAGCAGUUUUCUGGGAUGAAGAGGCAUUUGUGGAACGAGGAGGCAUCUACGAUUGGAACAAGUCGUCUUGUUCCUCGGAUAGUAAAGAUCUAGAGUGGUAG
Messenger RNA from Trichoderma virens Gv29-8, 927 nucleotides. RefSeq lists its product as uncharacterized. The transcript is spliced from 2 exons. Gene Ontology annotation, molecular function: 4 iron, 4 sulfur cluster binding; catalytic activity. The record is from RefSeq and is a predicted model, not a curated record. Bases 1 to 927 code for a protein of 308 amino acids. Lineage: Eukaryota; Fungi; Ascomycota; Sordariomycetes; Hypocreales; Hypocreaceae.